AUGCCCGGUCUCACCGCGUCCCCCAACAGCCCCCGUCUCUUUGUCAUGCAACACAACUCCGCAGACGACUUCUUCUCUUUCGCCUACCCUGUCCUUCGUCGCCACGAAGCCUCGUCCAACAUCAUUCUGGCGCACGCCCUCAAGCGCGUCGGUUCCGAGACCGCGCUCAGCGGUCAUUUCCUCUCUCAAGACGAAGUGAGCGCGCGGUUCCCCUCAGUGGCGUCCGACGCGUUCGCCCCCCAACCCACGUCGGGUGCCUUUUGGCUCACCGUUUGGAGCGUCUCGUCUUCGUCGUCGGCGCCUUCCCUCGACCUCAUCCUCGCGUCUAUCGACUGGACGCUCGGCGAGUACCCGAUCUUUCUCUGGACACCCGACCGUACCUCUGCGUCCUCCACCCACUGGCUCGAGCCCCGUAUCCACGCCCUUACGGACCAUUUGAACGCCAUUGUGCCUCCAGAGCGCGUAUUCUCCGUUUUCGGCCUCACCACCCUUGUCAAAAAGUUCUCGCAAGUCUGGUCCCAGAUGACUGGCUUCGCGAUCGAGCCAGAGCCGUUCUACGCGGCGCUCUUCUCGUACUGCACGUCCGAGACGCUCCGGGGCGGCGACACCCCCUUGCCCGAAGGACACCGGCUUCGCAAGGCGGCGAUGGCGGAUCUCGAGCCCGUCGCACGGCUGUGCAAGGAGUUCGCGGACGAUUCGAUCUACUUCCCUCUGACCAUCGAACGCGCCCGGAUAGAGGCACGCGAGCUCAUCGCCAAGGGUCUCCUCUGGGUGUACGACGCCGACGGUGACAUCACCACCAUCUGCGCCGUAACGCGAAACAGCCACCGCGUGUCCGCGAUCACCAAGGUGUACACCACCCCUAGGUGGCGUCGUCGUGGCUGCGCCGAGUUCCUCGUCCGCGACGUGACCGCCCAGCUUCUGCUGGACUUCCGCAAGGACAUGGUCGUGCUUUACGUCGGCCACGAAAACAGCGCGCAGCGCGUGUACGACCGUGUUGGCUUCGCCGGACUUUGCGGAAAGCCAAAGCCUGACGCCAUCGAGGACUCCCUCGAGCUCGGCUUCGUCGGCGCGGACCGGGGACACUGGUAA
Molecule: messenger RNA, 1092 nt
Organism: Epithele typhae
Lineage: Eukaryota; Fungi; Basidiomycota; Agaricomycetes; Polyporales; Epitheliaceae
Exons: 3
Coding region: 1-1092 (363 amino acids)
Molecular function (GO): acyltransferase activity, transferring groups other than amino-acyl groups
Source: RefSeq, a predicted model, not a curated record